Physella acuta is the source of this 2562-nucleotide messenger RNA. RefSeq lists its product as uncharacterized. The record is from RefSeq and is a predicted model, not a curated record. NCBI's taxonomy places the organism in Eukaryota, Metazoa, Mollusca, Gastropoda, Physidae.
CGUUAUAUAAAUUAUGUUCUGGGGAGGAAUGUGGAAUCUACGGUUACUCACAAGCUGAGACAGAACUCCAGAGCAACACACGUCUUUACUGAUGCGCCGAACAUAAGAAACCUCCCUAACUUCCUGAUUGAAAUGGAAGCAGCCCACCCUUUCGAUUUCAUUGCCAUGACGAGCGAUAAAAUUGCCAACUACGACAGCGUUCGAGCUGUUCCACAAUCGUACUGGCUAAAGUCGUACGGUGUUAUGAUGCGAGUGCCAUCAAAGUAUGAGUGGGCAGUCCUGUUAAGUCUAGUGGACCAGGCUAUUAGAAUACAGUAUUAUGGAUCAAUUGGCACAAAGAGUGAAAACUAUUGCAUCGUAUCAUCAACCAACAAUUUUGAGCAACAUGAUGUUAAAUCAUUUCAACCAUACACGUAUCAAGGGUUCCGUCACGCCGACAGCCGAAUGCUUACACAAGUUGUCUAUUUCGAUGGCACUGCUGCUUUUGGAUUAUUAGUUGCUUCAGAAUAUAGUAGAAAACAAUUUGCAGUAGAUAUGAUGUUUGUGCCCCCUGCUAGAACUAAGUACACUUUUUAUGGGCUAAAUAUAAUGCGAAAAGGAGCACCAUUUAGCUUUACAUACUAUAUAUUGGCUACUUCUGUCCCCAAACUGACUGACACUAUGACAGUUGACUUUAAAGACGGAACGCAUGCGAUUAUUUCUACUCCUAUCCGAGGAUACAUUUACGAGUUUAUAAACAUGGCGAAGUUGGAUUCAACAUUUAAGAUUGAAGUUUACGCUAUUGAUUAUACAAAAUCCGAGUACUUUCAACUUGAGAGUGUACAAAAUUUCAAGCCUGCCCAUGUAAUUCUGAAUCCUUAUCACAAAGAUAUUACAGAAAUCAAUGUCACCGUGACUGGUUCUAGGGAAGCCUUGGCAGAUCUCCAUCUAAAUGGACAACCUUUGGCCUUGCCAAAUGUAGUUCCGUUAUUUUUGGCUGACAACAUAUAUACAGGGGAGGUGCGGAUCGCUGCCGAGCCGGUUAAGAUUACUUCAUCAAAGAAUAUAACCAUCUUCAUUCAAGGCGGCGACACCCAUGACUUGAUGUAUAGUCUCUCAAGUUUCGGACUUUCAGAGUUAUUAGAUCCUGAGAUAUUUGACAUAAAUAUUCGUGAGUCGUUUGAAGACGCAACGGAAGCACCAACACCAGCAGGAGAAACCCCUGUCACGACGGAGAAAACGACUAGGCCUAUUUCACAACCCACAAAAGCGAGCACAGUUGUCGGCUACAAUGAGUUUAACAUAAUCUGUGGCACUAAAUUCUACGGGUCCGAUUGUACUGAACAAUGUACCUGUACCUCACAUUGUCGAAUAGACGGAACUUGCACUAACACUCAGUGCAAAAUUGGAUUCUUCGGAGAAGGCUGUAAACUUGAGGAUCUAACAAUCCACGCUGUAGAGUUAAGCCCACCAGUGCUUUUUGACGCUGACAAGAACACUGGCGAGGUUUUAAGCGAUGUAAAAGUCGCAUUGAAAUUGAUACAUCCUUCCUCCACGAACUCUUUUACAAUUGCCUUUGAAGACGGAUCUGAUUUAAGUAAAAUCUCAAAAGACAAAUUUGACAUACAAGUAUGGGAUGAGAACUUGAAGGCGAUGGUGGCGCUGACGGAAGAUUACACCGUGGUGAUCAAUAAUGAUAACACGCUGACCGUUUCCUGGGAGAAACCGAGGGUCGUGAACAAGAUGGAAGUAACUAUCGCUACAGACCAAAAGGCUACGUCGUUUCAUUUGAGCGGAGGAAUUCAGGUAGAGUCGACUUCAGACGAUAAGCAGAAGCCAGGGGACCCCAAAACUCCGUUGUUCUCCCUACAAGUCGGUCACCCGACCCCCUUCCCCAAACUAGCUGCUGACCUCACUGACAAUGAUCGAUCGGCCACCUGCGUUCAGACUGACGAAGCCAAAGACAUGUUCAUGAAUUUCGCAUCCUACACCUUCCUUCAGCGGAUCUUGUUGUUUACACCAGGCAAUAGCAAAGAGUGGAAAGCUCAAGUGUUGUGCUACAAUAACGCCGGUGUGGAAGUCUUGAAGACCGAGGUUGCAAGUGCCGAAAAAACUCGAAUUCACCAGGUCAACAUCAAUAAGAACGUGCUCAAGGUCACGAUAAAAAUUGUAUCCGGGUCGAUAUAUUUCUGCGAAGUACAAGCCUACGCAGAUCCCAAUGGUCCGUUGAAGGAAGACACCCAGUCGAAGGCGAUCGCGGAGGAAGCCUCCAGCUCCAGCCUCAUCUAUAUUUUGUUGCUGUUGCUCCUCUUCGCCUGUUGCAUCAUUUGUACAAUCUUCGCCCUGCUACGGAAACAUGAAAAACAUCCCCCUAUAUCGCAAGAGGAGAAAUGAUCGCUUUGCAACAUGGUUGGCAUUGGAAUGGAAAAAAGACUCAGUAUAUUUUCAUCUUCAACGGGACGAUAUUAUAUCUUCAUUUAAAUUUGUUGCAUGUUUAUUUUACCUCGUUUAUUUUACAACGUAGGAUAUUUGACACAUGUGAUAUGAAUAAGCAACAUUGCUAUUUUUAAAAUUGUUUUUAAA